Molecule: messenger RNA, 945 nt
Organism: Prionailurus viverrinus (fishing cat)
Lineage: Eukaryota; Metazoa; Chordata; Mammalia; Carnivora; Felidae
Gene: PHOX2B
Product: paired like homeobox 2B
Exons: 3
Coding region: 1-945 (314 amino acids)
Biological process (GO): regulation of transcription by RNA polymerase II
Molecular function (GO): DNA-binding transcription factor activity, RNA polymerase II-specific; RNA polymerase II transcription regulatory region sequence-specific DNA binding
Source: RefSeq, a predicted model, not a curated record
AUGUAUAAAAUGGAAUAUUCUUACCUCAAUUCCUCUGCCUACGAGUCCUGUAUGGCUGGGAUGGACACCUCAAGCCUGGCUUCAGCCUAUGCUGACUUCAGUUCCUGCAGCCAGGCCAGUGGCUUCCAGUAUAACCCGAUAAGGACCACUUUUGGGGCCACGUCCGGCUGCCCGUCCCUCACGCCGGGAUCCUGCAGCCUCGGCACCCUCAGGGACCACCAGAGCAGUCCGUACGCCGCAGUUCCUUACAAACUCUUCACCGACCACGGCGGCCUCAACGAAAAGCGCAAGCAGCGGCGCAUCCGCACCACUUUCACUAGCGCGCAGCUCAAAGAGCUGGAGAGGGUCUUCGCAGAGACGCACUACCCUGACAUCUACACCCGGGAGGAGCUGGCUCUGAAGAUCGACCUCACCGAGGCGCGAGUCCAGGUGUGGUUCCAGAACCGCCGCGCCAAGUUCCGGAAGCAGGAGCGGGCAGCAGCGGCCGCCGCGGCCGCGGCCAAGAACGGCUCUUCGGGAAAGAAGUCCGAUUCAUCCCGGGACGACGAGAGCAAAGAGGCCAAGAGUACCGACCCGGACAGCACUGGGGGCCCCGGCCCCAACCCCAACCCCACUCCCAGCUGCGGGGCGAGUGGCGGCGGCGGCGGCGGGCCCAGCCCGGCAGGAGCCCCGGGGGCUGCGGGGCCCGGGGGCCCGGGAGGUGAACCCGGCAAGGGAGGCGCGGCGGCGGCGGCGGCGGCUGCGGCGGCGGCUGCUGCGGCGGCGGCGGCGGCAGCGGCCGGGGGUCUGGCUGCAGCCGGGGGCCCUGGACAAGGCUGGGCUCCCGGCCCCGGGCCCAUCACCUCCAUCCCGGAUUCUCUCGGGGGCCCCUUCGCCAGUGUCCUAUCUUCGCUCCAAAGACCCAACGGUGCCAAAGCCGCCUUAGUGAAGAGCAGUAUGUUCUGA